Serpula lacrymans var. lacrymans S7.9 is the source of this 1605-nucleotide messenger RNA. RefSeq lists its product as uncharacterized. Gene Ontology annotation, molecular function: monooxygenase activity; oxidoreductase activity, acting on paired donors, with incorporation or reduction of molecular oxygen; iron ion binding. The transcript has 13 exons. NCBI's taxonomy places the organism in Eukaryota, Fungi, Basidiomycota, Agaricomycetes, Boletales, Serpulaceae. The record is from RefSeq and is a predicted model, not a curated record. Bases 1 to 1488 code for a protein of 495 amino acids.
AUGUCUAUUACAUCCACGACAACGUUUUCUGCAAUCGUUAUAGCCGUAGGAUUAUGGGGAACUCAACAAUUUGUACGGGCCAAGUUGCCAAAGAAUCACCCCCCAAUUAUCCCCAUACCGAUGGAUGACAUACUGAAAAACCCUCGAGCCGCAUAUACAGAAGCGCUUGCAAGACAUGGCCCUAUUAUCGGUGUUUACCGCAAAGGCCUAUUAGAGUUUGUCGUUGAUGACAGCUUGACACAGCUGGUACUCACAAAUGAUCAGCUUUUCAGUUUUGAAGAAGGCACAGCCGCAAUUCUGAAUCUACAUUAUUUCUUUGCUUUAUUCCGAACCAUGUUCCGCAACUUGGAUGAUGUUGUACAAAAUAUGAUCAGAUUCCGCAUGCAAGGCAUGGUCGAACAAAUAUAUCCUAUCUUCUUGCAAAGAACAGAUGAUUUGCUUCGCCAGUCGCAAGGUAAACCGAUCGUGUUGUUCGAUCACACGCUUGGAUGUGUAACGGAAGUCAUGGUCAAGCUUGUUUUCGGGGAGAGCUAUAUGGACCAACGCAGACUCGAUGUAGCCAGUGCAGUAGCCGAGGACAUUGCGCAUCUUGCUGGUAUUUACCAGAAUACAUCGUGGUUUGCCAGAACAUUUCCUGGCAUUUGGUGUCUCUAUACAUGGCUCAGGGUUAUAUUCGUGACGAUAAUAUUUGGGUUUUUGCGGGUCUUUGGGCCACAGCUAUGGCAGGAAUUGCGUACACAACAAUGGGACCCUGACUGUGAAAAUAAUGAUACGAUGGAUGAGAAUAUGUUACAUUACAUAGCUCGAAGACACGCUUCGAAAGACGGAAGUAUAAGCAUUACAUCCACCCUUAAAGUAAUGGGUACACUCACAACAUUACUGUUUGCAUCGAUACAUCAGACUGCAUCUGUCGGAGUAUGGGUCCUCUUCGAACUGGCUAUACGCCCAGAAUACUUGGUUAAAAUAAGAGAAGAGCUGCACAGUAUGACGGAUCCCAUCACAAAUAACCUUGAUGCUGCAAACGCGAACGAGGCAUUGAAGAAAUCAAUAUGGCUAGAUUGUUUUAUUCGAGAAGUUAUGCGCACCAAGGGCGAUACACUGAGUUCUUGUAGGAUGACGACGCAAGACGUCACCCUCGCAGGGUACACAGUACCCAAAGGUAACUUGGUGUUCCCUUUGACCUCGUUGAGUCACGAGAACCCCGUAUAUCAUGGCCCUGACGCACACGUCUUCCGCCCGGAGCGAUGGCACGGUCAGGAAACCAGCCUGGCUGUGACAGGUAGUAUAUCAUACCAUCCAUUCGGGCUCGGUCGUUGGGCAUGUCCAGGGCGUGUUCUAGCUGUGGCUGAGAUGAAAAUGAUAGUUUGGUCUAUCGUUAGCAAAGCUACACCACGCCUAAAAGAUAACACAUAUCAAGUCGUUGACCCACUUAACGUCACUUCAGUCCCUCCUGUUGGAGAGUUGAUAUUGGAGCCGUUUUCCUUUUGAAACUGGAUUUCACCUUUAUUCACAUUUAUAUUUAUAUACAAUUGACGCGCAGCCGUAAACUACCUGUAUGAACUUACCUAUAGACGUCUUUUCCAGAGCGAUUUUAUGUUACAAGUU